CAAAACUCCAUCGCGGUCUCUCGCUCAACCCCCAUAAACGAGUUUCAAAACCCCAACAAAGCCCACAAAACACACAACACAACACUUCACAGAGAGAGAGAGAGAGAAGAAUCGAAGCCCUCUCACCUCAUCAAUCGAACCCUGCAACCAUGUAUGGAGGAGAUGAAGUAUCCGCCAUAGUCAUAGACUUGGGUUCUCACACCUGUAAAGCCGGUUACGCUGGCGAAGAUGCCCCCAAAGCCGUCUUUCCAUCUGUUGUUGGAUCAAUUGAUCAAAUGGAUGUUGAUGACCCUGGUAACCCAGAAAAGAACUCUGGAUCUAUUCCAGAUUCUAAGAAUGUUGUUAGAACUUUUGACUCAGAGAAAUCCAAGGGAAAAAACAAACUUUAUGUAGGAUCUCAAGCCUUGGGAUUCCGCCGGGAUCAUAUGGAGGUGCUGUCACCCAUAAAGGAUGGAGUUGUUGUUGACUGGGAUAUAGUUGAGAGCAUCUGGGACCAUGCUUUCAGGGAAUGUCUACUGGUUGAUCCCAAAGAACAUCCAAUGCUACUAGCUGAACCAUCUUCAAACAGUCAACAACAAAGAGAAAAGACAGCAGAGCUUAUGUUUGAAAAAUACAAAGUCCCUGCCCUAUUUUUGGCCAAGAAUGCUGUUCUCACAUCUUUUGCAUCUGGACGGGCUACCUCUUUGGUUGUUGACAGUGGUGGAGGCUCAACUACCAUCGCCCCUGUACAUGAUGGUUAUGUUCUCCAAAAGGCUGUGCAAUCUUCGCCAAUUGGAGGAGAAUUUCUUACUGAUUGCUUGAUGAAAAGUUUGGAAAGCAAAGGCCUCACUAUAAAACCAAGAUAUUCUUUUAAAAGAAAGGAAAUACGACCCGGAGAGUUUCAGACAGUGGAUCUUGAUUUGCCAAACACAACAGAAAGUUACAAACUGUUCUCCCAGAGGGUUAUUGUCAGUGAUAUUAAGGAAUGUGUGUGUCGAGCACCAGACACUCCUUAUGAUGAGAGUGCAUAUUCAAACAUUCCAAUGACACCAUAUGAGCUUCCUGAUGGGCAGACAAUAGAAAUUGGAGCUGACAGAUUCAAGAUUCCUGAUGUACUGUUCAACCCAACUUUGGUUCAGACUAUUCCUGGUAUGGAAAGUUCCGCAGAGACUGCUGCUUCUGUUCGUGGCUUGCCACAAAUGGUUAUAGAGAGCAUUAAUAAGUGUGACGUGGAUAUUCGGAGAGAACUGUUUAGUAGUAUAUUGCUUUCUGGUGGCACGGCAUCAAUGCAACAGUUAAAGGAACGUCUUGAGAAAGACUUGCUAGAGGAGUCUCCUCAAGCAGCUAGAGUUAAAGUAUUGGCAAGCGGAAAUGCAACAGAAAGGAGAUUCAGUGUUUGGAUAGGAGGGAGUAUAUUAGCAUCUCUUGGUUCGUUUCAGCAGAUGUGGUUUUCAAAGUCUGAGUACGAAGAGCAUGGGGCAUCUUACAUUCAAAGGAAGUGCCCUUAAUAUGCCAUAUUUCCGACUCAAUAUCAAGCAAAGAGGUGGUCGGAUAAGGGAUUCUGCAGAGCCCUAUAUUCAUGCAAUGAUUUGAUUUUUGGUUUAUUGAGCUGUUAAUCUGUGCCCGAUUUAAGUUAUAUUCAGACUCGUAUGGAUUCAAAUCACUUGGAUGUCUCACUAUUGAUCUGCACUAAAUUAUACUCUGUACAAGUAGUUUCUUAGUUUAUUCUGCACCCAACUGUUUGUAUCCUUGGGGGCAACUGUCCCUCUUUCUAACUCCUAUUUAAAGGAUCAUGUUAAUGACCAUCCAAUGGUUGUCAUCAAUCAAAGGUUUAGAUAAUGACAAAAUAGUUAGAUUUUCAAUGCA
Messenger RNA from Camellia sinensis, 1845 nucleotides. It is a transcript of the gene ARP4, whose product is annotated as actin-related protein 4. NCBI's taxonomy places the organism in Eukaryota, Viridiplantae, Streptophyta, Magnoliopsida, Ericales, Theaceae. The record is from RefSeq and is a predicted model, not a curated record.